Molecule: messenger RNA, 486 nt
Organism: Symbiodinium necroappetens
Lineage: Eukaryota; Dinophyceae; Suessiales; Symbiodiniaceae
Source: the annotation of a GenBank genome assembly
AUGGACUAUGUGCCCCACAGUUGGUGCAACAAGUCUGCGCCAGAAUGGGUUUGCUGGCAAACGAAGCUCAAUGCAAAGCUUCCGGCCUCAAACCCGGGUUGGUGGUAUUCGACGCUGGCGCCGGGAUAUUGCCCGCGGCAGACGGGGACGAACUGCACCUGGAACGUGUCUUCCGUCCAGAAGAUUGUGAACAAGACGUGCCACAAGGAGUCCUUCUUCACUUCAGUGGAACGUGUGACGCCGUCGUGUUUCAAGGCCUGCGGGCUUCGGAACGUGACCUCGCCCUGUUGGACGCGCUGUUUCUUCCGGGCCGUGCUCGGAGAGGAGGCGGGCCAUGCCGGGGGGGCCAUUGGCGGCAUACCUGCGCCGGAGCUCGUGAGGAUGUGGAGAGCCCCUUUCGACUCCGAAGACGCUUCCCUGGGAGGCUGUCCAGCCCUGCCUGGCGGCUUUUCGCCUCCGCCUCCGUCCCAGGCCCUCGUGGUCUGA